AUGCCAUUUUAUCAAGACUGGGUUAGUGAGUAUGUUAAGAAGAGGUUAGACAAGCAAUAUGUUGAAGGUCAACCAGUUGCGUCUAUAAUUACAGAAAGUAAUACAGCCGACCUGAAAAAUUUCGAUUCCUCAAAAAGAAGCAUCAUUGGCCUUCAACUUCUAGUGGCAGUGCUCAUAGCCACAGUCACUUUCGCCGCAGUCUUCACGCUGCCCGGAGGUUAUAACCAGGACAGACUCGACCAAGGAAUGGCGAUUCUUGCUGGCAGGGUAGCUUUCAAAGCCUUUGUGAUAUCUAACGUUACAGCGUUCGGUUUCUCAAUCCUGGCAUUGUUCAUAAAAUUCGAUGCUUAUCUCGUGAGCGAUAAGCUAAGGGUAAGAUAUGCCAAGGUCGCAUCAUAUUGCAUGUACGUUGACAUACUAGCUAUGGUGCUAGCAUUUUCUACUGGUACGUAUGUUGUAUUGUCCAGGAACACUGAGCUCGGAAUCAUUCCUUAUGUGGUGGCCCUAUGUCUCGUGACUAUGUACGUCAUCGGUGGUUUCCUUGACCCUGAAGCUCCAUUCUGGUGGUUUGAUUAUGAGAUACUCUAA
Molecule: messenger RNA, 588 nt
Organism: Eucalyptus grandis
Lineage: Eukaryota; Viridiplantae; Streptophyta; Magnoliopsida; Myrtales; Myrtaceae
Product: ankyrin repeat-containing protein ITN1-like
Exons: 1
Coding region: 1-588 (195 amino acids)
Cellular component (GO): plasma membrane
Molecular function (GO): protein phosphatase regulator activity; protein phosphatase 1 binding
Source: RefSeq, a predicted model, not a curated record